AUUACGAACGGCGUACCCCUUCAACGCAGUAUCAUUUGUACGUCACGAACGUAUGCCAACCCGUCAGCCACCAAUUUCGGGAAGCAUGUAUAAGUUGAUGUUGACCUACAGCGUAGCGGAUCGGAGCCUAUUUUAAUGAGCUACUGACCGAUAUUCUCAUAUCCGAUACUUCAGAACGCGGCAUCCUCCAUGUCAAGUAUCGAUAUGGGUUGGGUACAGUACACCGAAGCCUACGAGCUAGCCGGAUCUGACAGAUAAUUUGAAGGCCAUUAAUUUUACCUCAUUGUUCUCCUGCAACUAACUGGUAAUAGACGUUCGAGUUCGGCUGCGGCGGGCCAUCAUGUCACAACCCGCCCCUACUUCGUCGAGAUUGUUUAAUGAAGUCGUCUAGUAUAGCUGCUUGGAAGGUGCUGCGCUCUGGAAUCUAUAGAGAAAUACAUUGGAGUGUGAUGAACUCGCCUAUGUACAUGUAAUAACUCGGUCAAGAAAGGUGAUGGUUUGCAGAUACUAGAGGAUGCACUGCGCUAGCGCUAUUCAUUUGGAUUCGUAGGAUCGGAUCAGCAUGGCAAAGCUGUGUGAAAGGAGGAAAUGCGGACGCCCUGUCCAAUUCCUGGCAUUUGCGUGCGUCUGCUCGGUAGCGCUGGUCUACCAAUUUGGUUUAUACGUCAUGCGGCAUGAAAGCAAAGGAAGUAGUCAUCAUGGUCGUCGGUAUCUGCAGCUAACCCGUCGUGAUGAACAGCCACUUUGCGUCCAACCCAAAUACGAAAUGUAUCCGUCCGCGAAGUUCCACCACGUCUUCAGGAACAUCUCGAAACCUCUCUGCCCAGGGACAAAUUGGGUAAAAAUAAAUGGUGGUGCUUUCGAGAUUUCGGAGUUUGCGAAAACAAAGUUUGGUCAUAAUAUCACCUGCGAUUAUUACCCGCUUAUGAGGGGUAAACGAGAUUUUGAUCAAUACUUUGGACCACCGGUUAGCAAUAUUCAGGAUGGUGCAAAAGUUACUAGUGUUGCAUCAAAGGUGUCUUGUUCUGCUGAUGGUAUGCGUUACGAGAACUACCAUCUGACCAUCCCAAACGAUAGCCAUAUGCAGCGACGUGCCCAAGAAGUGAAACUCCCGCAAGGGGCGCUUGGGAUGAAUGUACUCAUGUUUGGGUUCGAUUCCACCUCACGGAUGACCUGGCAGCGAAAACUUCCGAAAUCAUACGCCUUCAUGAUAGAUGUGUUGAAAUGCAUUGUUCUGGAGGGGUAUAAUAUUGUUUCCGACGGUACGCUUGGUGCACUGUUGCCAAUUUUGACGGGAAAGGGCGAGAAGGAAUUGCCUGAUGUUGCCAAGGGACACGAGGUGGCGGGUACGCUGGAUGGCUUCCCGUGGAUUUGGAAAGACUUCAAAGAUGCGGGAUAUGUCACGCAGUGGACUGAAGACACAUCUAAGGGGGGAACAUUUAACUGGAGAAUGAAUGGGGUGAAGCAACAGCCUAUGGAUUUACACGCAUUUGACUUUUACGCGGAGGUUGAGACAAAAUAUAGGAAAUUCGAACCGUAUUGUUUAGGUGCGGAACUCAGACAUAAUGUGCAGAUGAAUUGGGUUACGGAUUUCCUCAAUGUUUUUAAACAUCAGAGGAUAUUUUCGUUUGGAUUCCAUUCUGAGUGUUCUCACAAUGACAAUAAACCAUUGAAUAUAGUUGAUGAUGACUUAAAGGCCUGGCUACAGAUGCUCUUAAUCAAAGGAUACUUAAACAAUACUAUGCUGAUACUGAUGAGCGACCAUGGGGCGAGGUUCCAGAGCGAGAUUAGAGAGACGGUCCAGGGUCGGCAGGAGGAACGAAACCCAUUUUUCUCCUUUCGUCUCCCGGAGUGGUUCAAACAAAAACAUCAACGCGCUUUCCAAAAUCUCCUCAUUAACUCGAAGCGUCUUGUAACACCUUUCGAUAUCCAUGCAACGUUUCAUCACAUUCUUAACUUCCGUGAUAUCGCAGUUGGUAACCUCUCAGAUCGAGGCAUCAGCCUUUUUUCCAAAAUUCCAGCUUCUCGGACAUGCAAAAAUGCAAAAAUCGCUCCACAUUUUUGCAACUGCUUGAGAUGGGAGUCAAUUCCGACCAAUUCCUCUGCUGUUAAAAAAGCUUCGCAGGCCUUUAUAGACUUGGCAAACUCUUUGACGAAACCUCUUGGGGAAAAGUGUCAGUUGUUAGAAAUAGAAAGCAUCAAAGAGUGCUUCGCCUUCACACCUGAAAAGAAACUUCUUGAGAGAAAAACGAUUACAAAAAAUUAUAUCAUCAUUUACCAUCUGACGCUUUAUACCAAGCCUGGAGGUGGCCAUUUUGAAGUCACUGUUAAACACAACUUGGAAAAGAAUAGUUAUACUCUGGAUAGAAGUGAUGUGAGUCGCGUCAACACAUUCGGGACUGCAGCAGACUGCAUGGUUGACGAACAGCCUGGUCUUGCGUGGUAUUGCGUGUGCAAAAAUUCCAGAUAAAAGAGAAUACGGGGA
Lineus longissimus is the source of this 2485-nucleotide messenger RNA. RefSeq lists its product as uncharacterized. Lineage: Eukaryota; Metazoa; Nemertea; Pilidiophora; Heteronemertea; Lineidae. The transcript has 2 exons. The coding region runs from base 563 to 2470 and encodes 635 amino acids. The record is from RefSeq and is a predicted model, not a curated record.